This is a messenger RNA of Pogoniulus pusillus (Red-fronted tinkerbird), 1058 nucleotides long. RefSeq names its product programmed cell death 1 ligand 1-like. NCBI's taxonomy places the organism in Eukaryota, Metazoa, Chordata, Aves, Piciformes, Lybiidae. Bases 15 to 956 code for a protein of 313 amino acids. The transcript is spliced from 7 exons. Gene Ontology annotation, cellular component: external side of plasma membrane. The record is from RefSeq and is a predicted model, not a curated record. Gene Ontology annotation, biological process: cellular response to lipopolysaccharide; immune response; negative regulation of T cell proliferation.
GUUCUGUCUACAUCAUGGAAAAGCCUUUGAUUUCGUAUAUGUUUUUAUUCCAUUGGCAUUUCCUAAAUGCUUUAUUCACAGUUGAAGCUCCCCAGUCACUCUACAUUGUAGAACAUGGAAACAAUGUGACUAUGGAAUGCACAUUUCCUGUGAAUGGGAAAUUAAAGUUUAGUGAUUUGAAUGUCAGCUGGGAAAAGAAAGAUGAAUCAAAGAAGCAAGUAUAUGUACUUAUCAAAGGGCAGGAAGACUUAAAAAAUCAAGACAGUGACUUCAAGGGCAGAACAAAAUUGUUGAAGGAGAAUCUGAAUUUGGGACAGUCUCUCCUUCAGAUCACUGAUGUGAAGCUCAGAGAUGCAGGGGUUUACCACUGUAUUAUCGGCUAUGGGGGAGCUGACUACAAGACAAUCAAUCUGAAAGUUAAUGCUCCUUAUAGAACUAUUACCCAAGGAACAGUGAGAACAGGAAACAACGAAUGGAAGUUGACAUGUCGUUCAGAAGGAUACCCACGAGCAGAAGUGAUAUGGCAAAACAGAGAACAUGAAGAUUUGACUGAUAAGGCAAACACAAGCUACGAAACUGGAAGUGAUCAGCUGUAUUACGUGACAAGUACCCUUACAGUCAAAAGUAGAACUAAUGAGGUUUUCUACUGUAUAUUCUGGAAUAAAGAGCUGCAAGAAAAUACGACUGCCAUUUUACACACAUCAGAUUCAGCUGAUGGUGUCCUGUGGACUGAGAGCAGACGCUUUGUUGGAGCAUUUCUCAUCAUGACUGCUUUCUUUGGAUCAGUGCUUCUGUCUAUAUUCUGCAUAAGAAAAGCUAGAGCGAAUAAGGACUGCAGAACACCUGUGGCUAGUUCAUCAAUAGCAGGGCUGUCCAAACAUAAGGAUAUGUAUGACUGCAGGGUUGCUUCUAUUGAAGAAAAAGAGCUGAAGUACAUGCAAAUUGAGAAGACCUAGAGAAAUCAGGGGAAGCUUUUUCAUGUGUGGUGAAGAUUCGACGGCUCAGAUGCUCUGUGCUGUGUCUAUUAAGGGGAUACUCUUGUUGUCGUUUGUUCAUUU